AUGUCGAAAUUGUCGCCGCUGUUGAAGAGAGUAUCUCUCAACUCAACGACGAUCGUAGGCAUUUGGUAAGAGCAGAAGUAAGUAGUAUACUCAGGCGUGCUAAACCUCCUCCCAAAAACAUUCAAAAGGAUGUUUUCAAUGCGCUUAUAGCUCUCAAAACGGAUCCGGACAGGCUCGUAUUAUCUGCUGACAAGGGUAAUUGUUAAGCUUUGUCUCUGCUUAAUGACAAGAGUACGUAUGCUGUCUUAAACUCUGAUCCUACCAGUAAAACUCAAAGGAAGUUAAACAAAAUGUUGCUUGAUUUGAAAAAAGCUGGUAGAAUUAGUGACUCUACGUACAAAAUGUUAUACAGUAGUGACAGCUUAUGUCCACGUUUUUAUGGCUUACCUAAAAUUCAUACCCAUUGUCUCUUUUGUUAAUUCUGUCUGUUGGGAAUACUGAUUACACUUCCAAAAAUUCCUGCGAAUUUGCGGAUUUCAUAAGAGAUAAACUCUUAUACGCUUGUGAAGAAUUAGUAUCUUUCGACGUUGUUUCGCUCUUCACCAAAAUCCCAGUUGAUCUUGCCGUUAAGGUUGCGGAGGAAAGACUCAGAGAAGAUGCUUCCCUGGGACAAAGAACUUCUUUGCCUGUGGAGGAUAUUAUUCAUCUGCUGUCUUUUUGCCUCAAAACCACGCAAUUUACAUAUAACGGCACCUACUAUCAACAAGUUUUUGGUACCGGAUGGGUUCGCUGUCGCUAACAUGGUAAUGGAAGACGUGGAACAAAGGGCCUUAGCCACUUCACCGGUUAAACCCUUUUUCUGGAAAUGGUAUGUCGAUGAUGUUAUUUCUGUGGUAUCGGAAAUGAAGCGGUGCGCCUCUUGUCGCAUUUGAAUUCAGUAGAGCCGUCGAUCCAAUUCGCCCUUGAGCGCGAAAAGGAUAGACAUUUUCCCUUUCUUGAUUUAAAUGUGCCCAGAGGGGUUCAGUGUAAUUUAGAGACAAGUGUCUACCGUAGACCUACCCACACCGACAAAUACCUCGCUUUCGAUUCUCACCACCCUAUUUGCCAUAAAAAGUCUGUAGCCAAAACUUUACUUAGGAGGGCUGACUGUCUACCAUCUUCACUCGAUUCGAAGGCUGAGGAGAGGAAAUAUGUUUCCCAUGUCCUAAACACAAAUGGCUAUACAAAAACUUUUCUCCGUAACUGCCAAAAACCAGUUACAAAUAGUAACGCUCUUGAUGAAAGGGAACCAGCGACUGGUUUUGCUGUUAUUCCUUACAUACAGGGUGUUACGGAACUCAUCAAGAGAAUUUUGAAUAGCCACAACGUUAAAGUUACUCAAAAACCUUUUCAGACUUUGGGGCAUAUUUUCGCCAAACCUAAGGAUCCUGUCACGAAAGAACAACGAACCGACGCCAUUUAUUCUAUUCCUUGCAAUGACUGUGACAACGAAUACAUCGGACAGACCAAACGUCAGUUUGGUACACGGUUAAAAGAGCACCAAAAAGUGGUUUUUCUUUGCAAAAAGGAAAAUUCAACUUUAUCGGAGCAUACAUGCCUAACCAACCAUACAAUUGGGUGGGAUAAUUCUAAAAUUAUCACCACUAAUCGACGUUACCACCAGCGCCUUUGUUUGGAGGCUUGGCAUAUUAACUGCGCCCACGCUCCCUUAAAUCGUGACGAUGGCGGUUUGCUUCCUGACGCCUAUUUACACCUCGUCAGAAAAAAGGCCUCUUGUUGUAGCGUUUAG
Messenger RNA from Pocillopora meandrina, 1729 nucleotides. Lineage: Eukaryota; Metazoa; Cnidaria; Anthozoa; Scleractinia; Pocilloporidae. The record is from the annotation of a GenBank genome assembly.